UGGGCGCGUCACUGUGUGUAUCUCUGCGCGGCCGGACAGGAGCCGAGCUUCGUCGCCCCGCGCCGCUCUCCAUUUCUCUCGCCUCGCCUCGCCGCCGUCGCCGCCUCCUCGCUCUCCGUCGACUCUCUCCGCGCCCUCCGUCCUUCCUCCCUCUAUUGCUCACCCCUCUUUCCCCCUCCCCUCCCUUCGUCCGUAUUCUUCGUCGUCAACCACGUCGCACGGCGAUGGCGCUCAAGAGGAUUCAGAAGGAACUGAAUGAUCUGGGACGUGACCCUCCAGCGCAAUGUUCGGCAGGCCCGGUGGGAGAUGAUUUGUUUCAUUGGCAAGCCACAAUCAUGGGACCUAAUGACAGCCCGUACCAAGGAGGGGUGUUCUUUUUAACUAUUCACUUCCCCACAGACUACCCCUUCAAACCACCAAAGGUCGCGUUCACAACACGCAUCUACCACCCAAACAUAAACAGCAACGGCAGCAUCUGUCUCGACAUCCUCAGAUCACAGUGGUCGCCCGCCCUUACCAUCUCCAAAGUGCUGCUGUCUAUUUGCUCGCUGCUGUGUGAUCCAAACCCAGACGAUCCGCUUGUGCCAGAGAUUGCACGCAUCUACAAGACAGAUCGAGAGAAGUAUAAUAGGAUGGCGCGGGAGUGGACAGAAAAGUAUGCUAUGUUGUAGUGGUGUUGAGGAUUGGCUGACCUGGUGCACCGUAUACAACAGAAUAGCCAGAGAAUGGACUCAGAAGUAUGCGAUGUGAUCAGCACGGAUAGAUGUGUACGGUACCCUGCCCAUACCUAGAGAAGGAAGAAAAAAACCGAGAACCAUCUUGAGUCUGCAUCCAAAAAGAGCGAAAAUGCUUUCAGUGGCCCAGCUGUUUAGAAGACUGCUCCCCCCCCCCUUCUCCAAUUUAUAAUUUGAUGACAAAGGAAAUGCGUAAUUUUCUAACUUAAUACCGGAGUGCUGCACACUACCAAGUCUUUGGCGUGCAAAACCAGUUAAACUAUUCUUGUCCACUGUACAUAUAGACCACUUCUUCAUUCUAUCCAAUGUUAUGAGUGAAUGCAUAGUCAACUGUGUUUUGGCCUCCUGUCUGCAGCUUUUGCUUCCAAUUAUAGGAAUACAAACUUAAAGGCUAUUAUUUCAAGGAGGUUUUCACGGUUAAAGGAUGUUCAUAAUGAUCGCCUGCCUCGUUGUGCAAAAACAAACUUUCCACAGUUGCAGCUUUUGCAAUCGGGAGUAUAACGGCUCUGUAUAGUGCAAAAUCAUCGCUAAAUGCUCUGCUGCUUCUGACAUGGGGCGGGAGAAUGGGUGAUCUUAAUGAUUCAAACAAAAGCACUGUUGGCUCGCACAUCUUGGCAGUACUAUUAAAAGUAUCAAAAUAUUGACUUAAGUGUAGGUUUUUGAAUUAAAUAUGUUACGUGCUUCGCUAAUAUCUUGAGUUAUGUUCAAUUAACUGGAUAACACUUAACCAAUUAGGUGGUUGGAAACAUAUAGCAUUUCCCUUAUAACUAAACAUUACCCAUCCCAACUGCCCGCCGUCUAUACUGAAAUAAUACGGCACACUUUUAUGUAAAGUGAAAAUGCAUGGUGUUGUAUAAAAGGGACAUUUUACUGUAUAUUAAAGUGUUGGCACUCUGGAAACGAUGUAAUUGUAUCCUGCUCACGCAUGUUUUUCAAAAAUGAUAUUUGGCAUAAGUAACUUUGUAGGCCAUGUCUUUCAGUGAAGACGUGAUAUUAGGGAAUCAUUUAACUAAUGUAUUGAGUUAAACGGGCAAAGGAUUUUAUGUUUCUGAGAUGGGUAAAGGGUUUUUUCCAUGAAUACUAAAAUUCCACCGCAUAUAAAUUAAUAAUUCCCAUAGCUUUAUUUUUUCUCCAGUUUUUAUAGGAAAAAAAGUCAUUGUAUAGACAUUGCUUUAGGCUUAUGUUUUGCAUGGUCAUUGCAGUAAGUAAGCAAGCAAUGGGAUUAUAGUUACUAUUGCUUGUUUCGGAAUUCUGGUGGAACUUAACCCAAAGACUAAAGUGUUCAGUACUGCACUAAUGAAUGCAAGACGCUUGAGUGCCCUGACCUGUUAAGGCACAUAACCCUUGUAGAACGUGUGGCUUACGGGAAGACAUUGGUGCAGGUGCUUGCUCUCUCGCCUGCAUUAGGUGAAAUGCAGAGGCUGCCACAAUUGGACACGCAGUACUGUUGACUUUUGUCCAGUAAAACGAAGCAGCCAGUUAAAAACGGCACAGCAAUUGCAUUGACUGCAAACUUUAAAUGAGCUUGGAGCUGUGGAUCGUCGUGACACCAUUUUUUUUUGUUGUUGUAACAUCCAACUGUUAAUCCUUUGUGCUUGUCGGAAAAAGAAUCAUGCACAUUGUUGCUCAUAACUUGGAAACGAAAAGUAGGAAUGGUUUGUGUUGCGUAAUGUACUUAUGUCCGAGCUCUCGGCAUUGUUUCAUUGUUUAGAUUUUGCAGUGUUCACUUGUAUAAAAAAAAAUUGUGUAGUUAACCCUUGAAUGGUGCCCCCCCUGCCCUCACCCCCUUUCUCCCAACCCACGUAAACGAAACGCUUGAGAAGCAUGCACGAUACAUAGUUAAAACAAUGGCAUUUCCUUUUAAGAGUAAACAAAAACUAGAAAGUGUCACAACAACAUACCCUGUAAUUGAAGGGGUAAUUUUUGUUGCAAAAAAAUACGGCUCCCCUUGCCACAGUGUCACUUAUUUUACGAGUACAAACGAAGUCUGCUGCUGUUUUGUAAAUUUAAAGAUGCUUUGCCCAGCCAGGCACUUUAUUCUGUUAACUCGCAGCACUCUUUUAACAAAUACUAGCUUUAUGUAAUGCAAUUCAUUUUAAUUGAUCGCGACUUUUCGGUGGUUUCCUUGCUAUGGGAAAUGUGCAGUGCUCUUGUGAAGCUGGAAAAUUGUUCGCAAAAAGAAAACGACAACAACUUGUAUUCAUAUGAAGACACUGUCAUUGUAUCUACUCUAGUGUAAACAUCUUGCUUUUAAAUGAAUAAAAUCUGUGUGCUUUGUUAAAUUAUUUAGGAAUAAUUUGUAUAUCCUUUUCGUCAUCUUUUUUUUAAUGAAUUGAUCGCAGAUGGGCUUUUAAGAUCGAUAAAAUGGCCAGCCCAAAAAAAAUCACGAGUGCAUUUUGAGGCAUUGCUUUUGGCUCUUUGGUAAUGGUCAGAUAGCCCCCCCCCCCCGUUUAUUUGAAAUGUUUAGGGUAACCCCUUUUGUCCAUAAAUACGCCGUAAAUACCUUGUUUGCAAAGCGCACGUGUAAGGCUUGCUCUGUUAUAGCAUCUGGCCUGUAAAUUGGGAAAGCAUCUUUGAAGUGAUGGUUGUGCCAUUUUAAGACAGCUGGAAAUUAAUUGUGAAAACAUUACAUCAAUAAACUUUUCUUUCUUUUCUUA
Messenger RNA from Petromyzon marinus (sea lamprey), 3391 nucleotides. Its product is annotated as ubiquitin-conjugating enzyme E2 D2-like. The record is from RefSeq and is a predicted model, not a curated record. Lineage: Eukaryota; Metazoa; Chordata; Hyperoartia; Petromyzontiformes; Petromyzontidae.